GGGACACAGUCAAAAUGAAUGCAAGCUGUCUCUUGGAACAGCAGAGGAGCCUAAUCUGUGCUAUAUAAACACUUCAUUGCGUUUGAUUUGAAUAUCAGAGAGCAGUUUCUGUGCUCCUCUGCAAGGAAAGGAAGAGCUUGCUCUGUCAAGUGCAGUAGAUUAGAACAGAGAUUGGGUACUGGUGUUUUGGCUCGAGAAUGGCGGAGUUUCAAUGGGGAGGAGGCGGUAGCCUCUGUCCCCGGCUUAUUACACUGCUGCUGCUAGGAUUCAUUGUCAUCAUUAGCAAUGCUGCUUCUACAAAUGCUGAGGAGGGCCGUAUUCUGAGUGAAUAUGAGUACAAAUCUCCCCCUCCUCCAUCACCAUCUCCUCCUCCGCCUUAUUACUACAACUCUCCACCCCCUCCAUCACCAUCUCCUCCUCCUCCUUACUACUACAAGUCUCCACCGCCUCCAUCCCCAUCUCCUCCUCCCCCUUACUACUACAAGUCUCCACCCCCACCAUCACCAUCUCCUCCACCCCCUUAUUACUACAAGUCCCCACCCCCUCCCUCACCAUCUCCUCCUCCACCUUACUAUUACAAGUCUCCGCCCCCACCAUCACCAUCUCCUCCACCCCCUUAUUACUACAAGUCCCCACCCCCUCCCUCACCAUCUCCUCCUCCACCUUACUAUUACAAGUCUCCGCCCCCACCAUCACCAUCUCCUCCACCCCCUUAUUACUACAAGUCCCCAUCCCCUCCCUCACCAUCUCCUCCUCCACCUUACUAUUACAAGUCUCCGCCCCCACCAUCACCAUCUCCACCUCCCCCUUACUACUACAAGUCUCCGCCCCCACCAUCACCAUCUCCACCUCCCCCUUACUAUAAGUCUCCACCUCCUCCCUCACCAUCUCCUCCUCCCCCUUACUACUACAAGUCCCCACCUCCUCCCUCACCAUCUCCCCCUCCCCCUUACUACUAUAAGUCUCCACCCCCACCAUCACCAUCUCCACCUCCUCCUUACUAUUACAAGUCUCCACCUCCACCAUCACCAUAUCCUCCUCCUCCCUAUUACUACAAGUCUCCACCCCCUCCCUCACCAUCUCCUCCUCCUCCUUACUACUAUAAGUCUCCACCCCCUCCCUCACCAUCACCACCUCCUCCUUAUUACUACAAGUCUCCUCCACCACCGUCACCAUCAGCUCCACCACCAUACUACUAUAAGUCCCCACCUCCACCAUCACCAUACUUUCCUCCACCUUGCUAUUACAAGCCUCCCCAUCAUAGCCACCACCAUCACACGCACCACCACCAUCAAAAACAUCACAAGUCCCCACUUCCACCAUCACCACCAACCCAUGAACCAUAUUACUAUAAGUCUCCACCUCCACCAUCACCUUCCUCUCAUCCAUCAUACUAUUACAAGUCCCCUCCUCCACCGACAUACUAUUACAAGUCCCCACCACCACCAUCACACUCUCCUCCUCCCCCAUACUACUACAAAUCACCUCCUCCUCCAUCCCCUUCACCUCCACCUCCUUAUUACUAUAAGUCACCCCCUCCUCCAUCACCAUCACCCUCUCCAAUGUACUACUACAAGUCACCCCCUCCACCAUCUCCCUCACCACCACCAAUCUAUUACUACAAGUCACCUCCUCCUCCAUCUCCCUCACCUCCACCACCCUACUACUACAAGUCACCUCCCCCUCCAUCACCAUCUCCACCUCCACCAUAUUACUACAAGUCUCCACCCCCUCCAUCACCAUCUCCUCCUCCUCCUUAUUACUACAAGUCUCCACCCAUUCCCUCACCAUCACCUCCACCACCAUACUACUACAAGUCCCCACCACCACCAUCACCUUCUCCUCCUCCUCCAUACUACUAUAAGUCCCCACCUCCACCAUCACCUUCUCCUCCUCCUCCAUACUACUACAAGUCCCCUCCUCCCCCAUCACCUUCUCCUCCACCACCAUACUAUUACAAGUCCCCACCACCACCAUCACCCUCUCCUCCUCCUCCAUAUUACUACAAAUCACCUCCUCCUCCAUCCCCUUCACCUCCACCUCCUUAUUACUACAAGUCACCCCCUCCUCCAUCACCAUCCCCACCUCCACCAUCCCCACCUCCACCAUACUACUACAAAUCUCCUCCUCCUCCAUCUCCUUCACCUCCACCUCCAUACUAUUACAAGUCUCCUCCUCCACCCUCACCUUCUCCUCCCCCACCUUACUACUACAAAUCACCCCCUCCUCCAUCUUCUUCACCACCACCUCCUUACUACUAUAAGUCUCCUCCCCCACCAUCCCCUUCACCCCCACCUCCCUACUACUACAAGUCUCCUCCUCCUCCAUCCCCUUCGCCACCACCUCCUUACUACUACAAGUCUCCUCCCCCACCAUCUCCUUCACCCCCACCUCCGUACUACUACAAGUCUCCUCCCCCACCAUCGCCUUCACCUCCACCUCCCUACUAUUACAAGUCUCCACCACCUCCAUCUCCUUCCCCACCACCACCAUAUCAGUACACAUCCCCUCCACCUCCAAUUCCAUCCCCACCUUACGUCUACAGGUCCCCUCCUCCUCCAUCUCCUUCUCCUCCUCCCCUAUACUAUUAACAUUCUCCACCUCUACCACUAUAGACUGCUGUCACAAAGUGUGUUCCUUUUCAGUAGGUCAUGAAACAUUCAAUACAAUAACUGUCUGCUCGAAUAAAAAAUCAAUCUUUGGGCCAGUACCAUCUCCGUCUUAUUUAGUUUUUGACAAUGUAGCUGGUAUUGCAAUAGUACUGUUGAGAAGUUUUAUUGCAAAUGUCACUGCGAGAUUUGUGAACUUGAGAUCAGUAUUGCUAGCUGUACUUGUUAGUAAUAGGCUGAUUGGUAUUAGUUUCGUUCAGAUGGGGUAUUUGAAGAGAGACUGAGGCGCAAUGAAAGCUGAGUUAAAAAAAUUGGCUGUCUUCAGCAGUGAAGAAUAGGGAUCUCUUUUUAUGCUCUGUUUGUACAUCAUUAUUUAUUCUAUUUCCAUUCAGUUUUGAGAGGAAUUCGUUUAUUCAUGGCUGUGCUACUGAAUAAAAUUGAAUAAAGUGCCAGCUAAUAAGCUCAUUAAUCUCCAGUCUUCAAUCCAAUUUUUGUACUUCAGUUCUCAUUUAAAAAAUUGAAGUGCAUGCUUUAUUCCGAA
Messenger RNA from Cryptomeria japonica (Japanese cedar), 3150 nucleotides. Its product is annotated as extensin-2-like. The coding region runs from base 198 to 2591 and encodes 797 amino acids. NCBI's taxonomy places the organism in Eukaryota, Viridiplantae, Streptophyta, Pinopsida, Cupressales, Cupressaceae. The record is from RefSeq and is a predicted model, not a curated record. The transcript has 2 exons.